Molecule: messenger RNA, 2897 nt
Organism: Perkinsus marinus ATCC 50983
Lineage: Eukaryota; Perkinsozoa; Perkinsida; Perkinsidae
Product: Chaperone clpB, putative
Exons: 28
Coding region: 1-2868 (955 amino acids)
Biological process (GO): protein catabolic process; proteolysis
Molecular function (GO): ATP hydrolysis activity; ATP-dependent peptidase activity; serine-type endopeptidase activity
Source: RefSeq, a predicted model, not a curated record
AUGACUGCUCCUAGAGGGAAGACUCGGGCAGUGGAGAGGGAAGGAGGAGGUUCUUCUGGCGGGUUGAGGCGGAGCGAAGCUGGGUCAAUGGUUUUUGUACUGCCGUUGAGGAAUAGAGUGCUGUUCCCGGGACUGAGAGCACAGGCAUUGGCACUUGUAGCCCAUCAGAAAACAGUAUCGUUGGAAGAUUCUCUGAGCCACGACAAGCUCGUCACUGUUGGUGUUAGAAACAGCGAUAGGGAGGGUUCCAAAGGAGACGAGAAGCUGUACACUGUGGGCACACUCUGCCGUAUGGUAUCCAGUAGUGUAGCGCCUCACACCCGGGCCGGGGAGGUUGAUGAAGGGGAUCAAAUCGUGUUGACACUAGAAGGACUAGAUAGGGUGGAACUGGAGACCUCUGGUGCGGCACUGGUGUGGGACGGCUCAACGGAGGGAGGGGAGCGUAAUGUGGUGCACGGCAAGGUUUGGGUAUCUCGCGUGCUUGGGAGUGUCCAGAAGGGGCCGACGAGGGAACUGGAAGCAUUAGCGGAUGGUCUCCAGCGGAAGGUGGCUGAGCUGUUUCAACUGGAAAAGAGGCUUCAGGGCCUCGCUCAUGGCGGUAAAGCUGGGGGGUUGCCGGGGCCUUUGGGAGGGCUGAUAACGUCUUUGUGGAAUAGUGGACGGGAAGGGGGAAAGGAUAGAGAAACUGCCAUCACUGAGGUCCCGAUGAAGGCUGACAAGUGCUCGUUGUUUGCCGAUAUCAUAUGUGCAACGUUGAAGGAUGUGCCGAUGGUCGCUCGACAGCAGGCUUUGGAGUGCCUCUGCAUUGAAGAUAGGCUGCACAUGGCGACGAACAUGGUGGCGGAGCGGAGAGAGGCGCUGUUGGUGACGAGCCGAGUUAGAGGUAACAUGAGGAAGCAAGCGGACAUGGACGUGCGGGAGAGGGUGAUAAGGAGGCAGAUCGAAGAGCUCCAGAAGGAGCUUAGGAAAAUCAGUGGGGGGAAUGAGGCUGCCGAGGACGAGGUUACGUCCAUCGUGAACAAACUGGCCGCUAUCCCCCUGCCUGAGGACAUGAGGAGGGUAUGCGAUAGGGAGAUCCACAAACUGCAGAGUACGCCGACGACUCAUCCUGACUAUACUGUGACCAGGACCUACUUGGAGACGGUGGCCUCUCUGCCGUGGUCAUUGGAAUGCUCUGAGGCGGUCAUCGAUCUCGAUAGAGCUAGGGAGGUCCUUGAGAGAGAUCACUUUGGGAUGACUAAGGUCAAGAAAAGAGUCAGGGAGUUCUUAGCAGUGAUGAAGCUGCACCAAGCGAGGGGCGGCUCUCAAGGCGAUGAGGAAGCGAGAGUGGCUGAGGGAGAAGGUCGAGACGUGGGGUUACCGGUGAUCAACAGGAGGGGUCCUCCUGGACCGGUCGUGUGCCUCGUGGGCCCCCCGGGUGUUGGUAAGACUUCACUGUGUAGGAGUAUAGCAGAAGCUCUGGGUAAGAGGUUCUGUCGAGUAUCAUUGGGAGGGGUACGCGAUGAGGCGGAGAUACGCGGGCAUAGACGCACCUACAUUGGUGCCAUGUUGGGUACUGUCCUGCAGGAGUUGGCUCGAUGUGGUAGUCGGGAGUGUGUUAUGCUACUCGAUGAGAUUGACAAGGUUGCCCAACCAGGGUUCAACUCCAAUGCGCAGGCUGCACUCCUGGAGCUGUUGGACCCCUCACAGCACGCCACCUUUCGUGACCACUACCUUGGAGUUCCGUUCGACCUCUCCUGUGUGACGUUCAUAUGCACGGCCAACUCGGCAGGGGAAAUGAGCCGCCCACUCAUCGAUCGGCUGGAGAUGGUGGAAUUAGAGAGUUACACGUUGGAGGAAAAGCGAGAGAUCGCCAAAAGGCAUCUCAUCCCACGACAGUUAGAGUACCACUGCCUGGCUCCUGGGUCGGCCAAGAUAGAGGACGAUGCGAUAGACUACUUGGUGGAAUGCUAUACGAAGGAGGCCGGUGUGAGAUCUCUCGAGCGGAGGCUGGGCGAUGUGUGUCGAUAUGUUGCUAUUGAGAUGGUUGAGAAUAAGAAGGAUAGUCCCUCGCCUUUCACCAUACAGCAGAGGGAUAUCCCUGAUAUUCUCGGACCGGAGACUUUCGAGUCCCCUGCGAGGCUGGCGAGGAGGCGGGCGAGGCAGCAGCACUCACGAGGGCAACAGAUAGGAGUUGCUCUAGGCCUGGCAGUGACUGCUGGUGGUGGUGACGUGUUAGAGAUAGAGACGACUCUAACGAGUAGUUCUGCUAGUGUUGGUGCAGGGACGGGCAAGGUGUCCAUCACUGGUCAACUCGGUAAGGUGAUGCAGGAGUCGGUAAGCGCGGCAUUGGCUCAGCUCAAGGCCAGGGUAUAUGCGGUGCAAGAUAGAGCGAUGGCUGAAGGAACCCCCUCCUCCAUGGAUAGUAUCUUCCGCUUGAUCGAGCCAAAACUACUAACCUCGGCCGACGUCCAUGUCCACUUCCCAGCUGGAGCUGUUCCCAAGGAUGGCCCUAGUGCUGGCGUGGCUGUAUUCCUCGCACUAGUGUCACUAUUCGCGGCAAUACCCGUCCCGUCGUCCAUCGCCACCACAGGGGAGAUCACUCUUACUGGGCAAGUCCUCCCAGUGGGGGGUGUGCGAGAUAAGGUGCUCGCAGCUCAGAGGGCCGGCAUCGACACGGUCAUCAUUCCCCGCUCGAACGCUAAGACGUUACGAGCGUCGUUGCCGUUGUCGGUGACGGACUCAAUAGAACUAGUCUUUAUAGAUCACGUCGACGAGGCUCUACUACGAGUUUUCAGGCCUCAAGUCCAGACGCAUAGUAGCGACAAUAGAGCACCGCCGCUGAGGCGGCCUUCUACUAUAGCGACCGUAUCGCGGUCAGCAUUGUAGCACAUGGUUUUUGAUUAUAAUUUUUCCUC